This is a messenger RNA of Aspergillus steynii IBT 23096, 395 nucleotides long. RefSeq lists its product as uncharacterized. The transcript has 3 exons. The record is from RefSeq and is a predicted model, not a curated record. The coding region runs from base 84 to 350 and encodes 88 amino acids. Lineage: Eukaryota; Fungi; Ascomycota; Eurotiomycetes; Eurotiales; Aspergillaceae.
AUCACAGCCCGCUCUCCAUACAUCGUAAAUCUCCAUAGUAUCCGAUCAUCGAUAAUUCACAAUAUCUCUUUAGAACCAUAACUAUGGACAAGCUCAGCGGUCUAGCCUCUAAACUCGGUGGCAAACACAAGGACGAGUCGAAAGGCAGCGGCGAAGCCGGAGGAAGCGGUGGAAGCAACGACCAAAAGGACUAUCUUGACAAGGGCCUGGAUUCCGUCGAGCGAAAAUUCGGCGGUGGAAAGAUCGACCCCGACAAGAUGCGCGACACCAACGAGAAGAUCACGGACACCGCGCGCGAGAAGUUCGAGGGCGCUACAGGGAAGAAAGUACCAGAGAAAUUUUCCAAUUAGCUCGUUGCGCAAGUAGGGAUUACGUUUAUAAUCAGAUAGCUUAAU